CUCCAGUGUACUAUGCAGAGUGGGAACUCUUGAUAAAGAAGACAUUAUAAGCAGCAAUAAUGUGGGGCAUUAAUUGGCGUUGGGCCAUCUUCAGUGUAAUGAACAUUGUUGCUGUGCUGAAUAUAGAAGGUAAAAGUACUCCAUCCCCCAAGCACACUAAGAUCAAAGCCAUUGAAAUAGAAGCCACUGACAGUCAUGACACGUCUGUUGCCCCACCCACUGAAGACGGCCUUUUCACAGAAAUAGGUGAAACCAGCGACACAACGACGGAGCUCUCCACACCAAACUAUGCCUUCAGAACUGCUACUACGCUCUUCCCAUUUGAGAACUUUACCCUUGAUUCAGCAGACUUCUUCUUUAACUGUUGUGAUUGCUGUACUCCAACGGCAGGACAGAAAGGGGAACCUGGAGAACCUGGCCUGCCAGGGCUAAAAGGAGAGAUGGGGGAAAAAGGCCUCCCAGGUCAACCAGGAAUUCCUGGACUGCAAGGUCCCAAAGGAUUCAAAGGAGAAAAAGGAGAUAAAGGAGAACAUGGUGACCAAGGAGCAAAUGGAACCCCAGGAUUUCCAGGCAAACCAGGAGAACAAGGUGAAACUGGACUUAAAGGUGACAAAGGAAACUAUGGCCUGCCAGGAGCAAAGGGUCAAAAGGGUUCCAAGGGGGACACAUGUGAGAAUGGCACCAAAGGAGAGAAAGGAGACAAGGGGGAGCUGGGAUUGUCAGGGAUUGAUGGAGAACAUGGAGAAAAAGGAGAAAAGGGGGAUGUUGGUGAGAAGGGUUACUGUGGAGACCCUGGUGAAAAGGGGGAUAAGGGAGAAAGGGGGGAUAUUGGGCUUAAAGGGGAAAAGGGCAUCAAGGGGGACAUGGGAGUAGAAGGCAUGCAUGGUGGAGAUGGGCCAAAAGGAGAAAAGGGUGACCCAGGUAUCAGAGGUGAAAAAGGUGACCCUGGCCCAACUGGGAUGAUGGGACCUCCUGGGAUGAAAGGAUUUCCUGGUUUCAAAGGAACCCGAGGACCUCCUGGAAAGAAAGGUGCAAGAGGGCCCAAAGGUUCAAAGGGAGAGACCUCAAACACCCCAAGGUCAGCUUUCAGUGUGGGGUUAUCCAAGCCUUUCCCACCCCCCAACAUUCCUAUUAAAUUUGACAAGAUUCUGUAUAAUGACCAGGAGAGUUAUAAUCCUUUGACUGGGAAAUUCAACUGCACCAUUGCUGGGGCGUACGUCUUCUCUUACCAUAUGACUAUCAGAGGGCGGCCCGCUCGGAUUAGUAUUGUGGCCCAAAACAAGAAGAUGGUCAAAACUCGGGAAACUCUGUAUGGUCAGGAGAUAGACCAGGCUUCAUUCCUUACAAUUUUGAAAUUAAAUGUGGGGGAUCAGGUUUGGCUGGAGGUUACACGUGAUUGGAAUGGGGUUUACGUCAGUGCAGAAGAUGACAGCAUAUUUUCUGGCUUCCUUUUGUAUCCAGAUAAUGUAUAUGAAACCCUAUUAUAAGUGUGGCUUUAAGAGAAUUACCAAGAAAAAAAAUCCUUCCUCUGUUGUUAUUUUAGAUAAAUGUAUUUCAUAAUCCACAUCAUAGUUCAUAUAUUUAUAUCUAUAAUGAAAUACAUUCAUUGACAGAAGAACCCUAAAUAUGGGGCACAUACCCUGAGGUAAUAAUUUUC
This is a messenger RNA of Heteronotia binoei (common prickly gecko), 1657 nucleotides long. It is a transcript of the gene OTOL1, whose product is annotated as otolin 1. Gene Ontology annotation, molecular function: protein binding. The record is from RefSeq and is a predicted model, not a curated record. Lineage: Eukaryota; Metazoa; Chordata; Lepidosauria; Squamata; Gekkonidae. The transcript is spliced from 5 exons. Bases 60 to 1487 code for a protein of 475 amino acids.